AUGAAGGUAGCUACCUCGGCGCUGCUCAUAGGAGCUGCAUCCGCCGCCGUUGCACCCCAGCAGCAGCAGCAGAUCCUCAAGUUCCCAGACUCGUUCAGCGAGCUCAAGGCCAACUCAUGGACAAAGCCGCUCAAAAACCUCGAGGAGAGCCUCAAGUCACUGACGGGCGAAGCCCGCGCCAUCUGGGACGAAGUCGCCAUGAUGUACCCCGAGAGCUUUGAAAAGGCCUCCUUCUUCUCGCAGCCCAAGCCACACACCCGCAAGCACGACAGCGAGUGGGACCACGUUGUCAAGGGCGCUGACGUCCAGAGCGUCUGGGUCGAGAACGAGAACGGCGAGAAGGAGCGCGAGAUUGACGGCAAGCUCGAGAACUACAACCUGAGGGUCAAGAAGGUCGACCCGAGUGUCCUUGGUGUCGACAAGGUCAAGCAGUACAGCGGUUACCUUGACGACGAUGAGGAAGACAAGCACUUGUUCUACUGGUUCUUCGAAUCGCGAAACGACCCCAAGAACGACCCCGUAGUGCUUUGGCUCAAUGGCGGACCCGGCUGCUCGUCGCUGACCGGUCUGUUCAUGGAGCUCGGCCCCGCCUCCAUCACGAAGGACCAGAAGAUCAAGCACAAUCCCUAUUCAUGGAACAGCAACGCGUCCGUCAUCUUCCUCGACCAGCCCGUCAAUGUCGGAUACUCAUACUCGAGCGGCCAAGUCAGCAACACUGUCGCCGCGGGCAAGGACAUCUACGCCCUGCUCACUCUCUUCUUCAAGCAGUUCCCCGAGUACGCUGAGCAGAGCUUCCACAUCUCCGGCGAGUCAUACGCAGGACACUACAUUCCCGUCUUUGCCUCUGAGAUUCUGUCCCACAAGAAGCGCAACAUCAACCUUCAGUCCGUCCUCAUCGGCAACGGUCUGACCGAUGGCCUCACCCAGUACGAGUACUACCGCCCCAUGGCUUGUGGUGAGGGUGGCUGGCCCGCCGUCCUCGACGAGAGCCAAUGCCAGUCCAUGGACAACGCCUACCCCCGCUGCGCUAGCCUCAUCGAGAACUGCUACAGCUCCGAGUCGGUCUGGUCUUGCGUCCCUGCCUCCAUCUACUGCAACAACGCCAUGAUUGGCCCUUACCAGCGCACUGGCCAAAACGUCUACGAUGUGCGCAAGCCCUGCGGCGGCAACUCUCUCUGCUAUGACGAGCUCGACUGGAUACAGGGCUACCUCAACAAGAAGGACGUCAUGAAGGCCCUCGGCGCAGAAGUCUCGUCCUACGAAUCCUGCAACUUCGACAUCAACCGCAACUUCCUGCUCCAGGGUGACUGGAUGAAGCCCUUCCACCGCGUCGUUCCUAGUAUUCUUGCCGAGAUCCCCGUCUUGAUCUACGCCGGUGAUGCCGAUUACAUCUGCAACUGGCUCGGUAACAAGGCCUGGGCUGAAGCCCUCGAGUGGCCUGGUCACAAGGACUUCAAGGCCGCCAAGUUGGAGGACUUCAAGAUCGACGGUGAUGGCAAGACAGUUGGUCAAGUCAAGUCCAGUGGCAACUUUACCUUCCUGAAGAUCCAUGCUGGUGGCCACAUGGUGCCGUAUGACCAGCCCGAGGCGUCGCUUGAGAUGCUUAAUAGGUGGUUGGCUGGAGACUUCUGGGCCUAG
Cucurbitaria berberidis CBS 394.84 is the source of this 1638-nucleotide messenger RNA. Its product is annotated as carboxypeptidase Y-like protein A. Gene Ontology annotation, cellular component: fungal-type vacuole. Bases 1 to 1638 code for a protein of 545 amino acids. Gene Ontology annotation, biological process: proteolysis. The transcript has 2 exons. Lineage: Eukaryota; Fungi; Ascomycota; Dothideomycetes; Pleosporales; Cucurbitariaceae. The record is from RefSeq and is a predicted model, not a curated record. Gene Ontology annotation, molecular function: serine-type carboxypeptidase activity.